This is a messenger RNA of Sebastes umbrosus (honeycomb rockfish), 4168 nucleotides long. It is a transcript of the gene nadka, whose product is annotated as NAD kinase a. The coding region runs from base 289 to 1584 and encodes 431 amino acids. The record is from RefSeq and is a predicted model, not a curated record. The transcript is spliced from 12 exons. Lineage: Eukaryota; Metazoa; Chordata; Actinopteri; Perciformes; Sebastidae. Gene Ontology annotation, molecular function: NAD+ kinase activity. Gene Ontology annotation, biological process: NADP+ biosynthetic process; NAD+ metabolic process.
AAUCAGAGAGGUUAUAUAUCCUGACACUCCUUAGUCAAGUUGGGGUGAUCUCGUCCAAGAUGACGUCGUCGAGGAGAGAGCCUGUGAUUGGUCGAGCCGUAUCAGGAAGUGAUGAGCUGACUGUUGACAGCAGCUCUCUUGCAAAGUAAGAUGGUGAAACAUUGAUGAACUCUCUAAUGAACUAAUGGCCAGGCUCUGAACCUCUACGGCAGUCUGCUGCGCUACAAACAAGUGUCGUCCUCUGUGUCGUUGUGGGUUGAAAGAUUACUUGCAGCCUGGCUGUCUGAGAUGGACGGUGGAGAGGAGGUGCGAGUGGAAGCAGGACCAUACUGCUGCUCCACCUGGGAGGGAGGGGAGGUCGCCGGUCGCAGCCUGGCUCGACGCAACAGGAAGACCCGCAGCCUGAGCACCUCCUCAGCCGGCAGCUCCUCUGACUACAGGAGGCCCCAGUCGCUUCAUGGACCAAGCCCUGUGACUACAUUCGGCCCAAAGGCAUGCAUGCUCCAGAAUCCACACACAGUAAUGCACAUUCAGGACCCCGCCAGCCAGAGGCUAACAUGGAACAAGCCACCAAAAAGUGUCCUUGUCAUCAAGAAGAUACGAGAUGCCAGUCUGCUUCAGCCCUUCAAAGAGCUCUGCAUGUUCCUCACCGAGGUGAAAGACAUGAUUGUGUAUGUGGAAAACAAAGUUCUGGAGGACCCCGCCAUUUCAGACGAUGAAAACUUUGGGGCCAUUACUAAGAAAUUCUGCACUUUCAGAGAUGAUCUUGAUGACAUCUCCAAUCGCGUAGACUUCAUCAUCUGUCUUGGUGGAGAUGGAACUUUGCUGUAUGCAUCUUCGCUCUUCCAGGAGAGCGUUCCACCAGUUAUGGCCUUCCACCUGGGCUCCUUGGGUUUCCUGACACCUUUUAAAUUUGAAACCUACCAGUCUCAGGUUAACCAAAUUAUCGAAGGUAAUGCUGCCAUCGUCCUACGAAGUCGCUUGAAAGUCCGGGUGCUUAAAGAGAACUGGGAGAAGAAGGCCAGAGUGGACGGAAAGGGCAUCAUCCUCACUAAUGGGGAAAUGGAAAGCAGCCGGAAAUCAGUGCAGCAUCAGGUACUGAACGAGGUGGUGGUGGACAGAGGACCCUCCUCAUAUCUCUCCAAUGUCGACCUCUUCCUGGAUGGACACCUCAUCACCACAGUGCAGGGAGACGGUGUGAUAGUAUCUACACCUACAGGAAGUACGGCGUACGCAGUGGCAGCAGGAGCUUCCAUGAUCCAUCCAAACGUCCCAGCCAUCAUGAUCACCCCCAUCUGCCCACACUCGCUCUCCUUCAGACCCAUCGUGGUGCCUGCCGGGGUGGAGCUCAAGAUAAUGCUGUCACGUGACGCCAGAAACACAGCCUGGGUGUCAUUUGAUGGAAGAAAGAGACAAGAGAUCUGCCACGGAGACAGUAUUACCAUCACCACUUCCUGCUUCCCCGUUCCUUCCAUCUGUUUCCGGGACCCGGUCAAUGAUUGGUUCGAGAGCCUGGCUCAGUGUUUGCACUGGAACGUGAGGAAGAAGCAGAACUACCUCAGCUCGGAGGACGAGGAGUUCUGAGACGCGAGGUAUCUUUAAAGGUCUUCUCCAAAGUCUCAAGGACUCCUUCGUCUUGGUUUUAGCUCAACCAUGCUCAAUGCCGUUUUGUCUUUUAUCGAUAGGUCUCACCAAACUCCAUUCAAAUAUACACGUUUUAAAAUAGUUCCAUAGUAAAAUUCCAAGUAUUGGGCCAAACGGCACUUUUGCUGCGGUCCUCCAUGUUGCAUUUUGGAGGAAUAAGAGGCAAACUAUGGAACCCCCAGCAAAGCAAUGCAGUAGUAACCUACCUAUGUUUGUAUGUUAUAGGUUUGCAGCAUUAAUAAGGAGUCUGUAGAAUACCCCAGAAGAUAUUAUGUCUAAUGUGUAGUCCCGUUAAAAUUGUGGAUUUUUGAAUGGAGUUUGGCCCCACUGAUGGUCCAGGAUUGUCCCUGUGUGUGUUUUUCCUUCUGUAUACUGGACAAACUGGCCUUUUGAAGUAAAAAUGAAGUUUGUAGAGCUAAUUAUUGACUAGUAAUCAGAAGGAAAUGCAGAGCUUGGGAUGAACUUGGACUAAAACUCUAAUGGUCAGUCGCAGAUGGCAGUUAUUGCAAUAUUCUUGAUGGUCUGUUUUUAGCACUUUUUAGUCUUUAAGACAGACUACAGGGACACAUCUACUAUUUUAUAAACAACAAACUUUCACUAGAGGUAAAGGAUCAGUUGCACUUUUCUGGAAAAUUCUAAAAAUAUCUGUUUAUCAAAUCAGGAAAAACUGAUGUAAUGUCAUGAAUGAAUGACAAAUGUUGUCUUGCGCCUGGGCCACAGCGUGACCAGCGCGUUUGCGUCGCGGGACCUCUUCCUUUUUAUUUUGGCGGCCAUGUUAAGAGUUAGAGCAUUCGAGGUCUCGCCUAUUUUGUCCGUGUGCGGUUCACAGCAAAGAUAGACGGUGAACGGGAUCUUUUGACCAUAUAUUGAAGUCAUGCCAGCAACAUUACUACAGUUUCAAAGUCUAUAUCUGCAGAAUAUGUCACAAAAAAAGUAAAUAUACAUUUUUAACUCAACACUUCCUGUUUCCGUUUCAAAAUAAAAAACCCUAGCGCCUUUUCUGUAUACAGAAUCCCUUCAUUUGUGAACACUAGGCUUUUAUUCUGAAAUAUAUGCAGGACAGUGUUGUAGAAAAUGCAGUGACUUGCACAGCUCCGUGAAUUAAUAAGAGUAACUGCUUUUAAUCGUGGAUUAUUAUUCACGAAUUAACACACGCUUCUUAAACUUUUUCUGUCUAAAAUAAACAAAAAUGACAUUUAUUAUUAAAUUAAAUGGCCAUUAUGAAAGGCAAACUUAAUGUAGAAAGAACGCCGUCUGUUUGGACACCACACGAAUGAGAGACGCAGUAGUUAAGCGAGGUAGCCAUCACACGCCACUCACGCAGGCAGCGUGGCCCGGCCGUUACACAAUCUUUAGGUCAUCCUGCGGAAGAGCAGAUUUACAGAACAUCUACUUGGCUAUAGUGGCCCAACUGUACAGACUGUGCCUUAAACACUGGUAUCAUUAAUGUAUAGAAAUAUUAUUUUUCAAGGUUUACAUCAUAGCGAUGAUGUAAUCACUCACUUUCACAAUUCGCAUUUCUUUUUUUUUCGACCUUUCAAAAGCACGGCUAUCGUCUCUGUUCUUCAGUCAUGUAGUCGACGCGUUGGACGACAUGUCAAGAGUGCGAGGAGGUGAUGAUCAUUCCAGAUAAUUAUUCUUCAGUGUCUUUUUAAAGUCUGUUUUUUAAAAUGCCGUCUAAGCCAUAGCUGAACUCGGUGUAGGUUUUAUAGACCAACGUCUGUGGGUGAUUUACUGGUUUGUGUGCUCGGUGUAUGUUGAGAAAUUGAUUUUUUUCAGACUUCGGUCAGUUUAAGUCUGCCAUGGUGCAGUCUUUAAGGUGUCCUACCUUACUUAUCUGUUCACAUAUAAUAUCUAGAUGUUAAUAUAUACAUUAUAAAUUGGCUCGACAAAUUGUGCCAGGGUGAAAAGAACACGAAUGAUGGUUGUAAAUCAAGUGGACCAACUGAGCUCUAAAAGGCAAUCAUUCCUUUAAGUAUGUGUAUAUAUGUGAUGCUUGAAUAAGAUGUAUUUUGUAAAGACUAUAUGUUUAUUAACCCGUUUACAAUGUAUCAUUGCUGAAAAUAAAUCUAUUUGGUACUUUUUUACAUUAAUAAGUUCUUUGGUUAAUUAUUUUUAUUAUUGUUCUGAUUCUCCAACUCAGUUUUUCAACAGCUUGUAUUUGGUCAGAAGUACUUGUACUUGUACAUUCAAGUAGAGCCAAAACUUAUUCAAAAUGCAUUCCAGGACAACUUGAUCCAUGUUGGAAACAAACUGACACAUGGAUUUAAGAUCAAUCCAUGUGUCAAAACAGGUAUAGUUUGUUUCCAAUGUUGGUCUGAGCUGUGAAGUCCCAGUAAACCACAGUUCUGCAAAAAAAAAGCCCUGACUUCUCUUUUCUAUGAAGCAUUGUCAGCUCUUCUCUCAAAGUGCUUUUCACUUUUGUAAACUCUGACUUUUGUAUCGGUAAGUUUGUUAAUGUUACUAAUAUGAAUCCUACUAUUUUUUUUCCCAGAGAACUUUAAUAAACGGAGAGAAAAUUUAA